ACGCCACCCGCCGUUCAACAAGCAGCACAACAAGGAAGUCUUCGGAGAGUUCAAGUCGUGCAGACGGAACGAAUUCACGAGCCAAUGUUUGCCUCGUAGCACAGGAUGCCAGUCGAAAGCCCGGAGGACAGGACAGUGGAGGUUCUGGCGCUGCCUGAACAAGUGGAUGAGGAACUGCUGUAUCUGUACUUCGAGAAUAAACGUCGCUCUGGGGGCGGACCACUCUUCUCUGUGGAGAAGAAGGGUGACCGUGCCUUAUUGGUGUUUGAAGAUGCGGAAGCUGCAGCCCAAGUGCUGUCUAAAGGGCACCACGUUCUGCAUAAUGUCGAGCUGUGUGUGAGAAAGCCUGCCUCAAAGGACCAAUGCAGGCUGCUGCUGCGGGGGAUCAACCCCACCACCUUCUCUGAGAUGAUAGAGCUCUAUGUGGAGAACAUGUUGGGCUUGAACGUGACAGAAUACACCCUGUAUCCCUCACCGGGGAGAGAUUUCAUCCUCAUCCACCUCAGCCAACCCUUGUCGAAAGAUUUCCAAAACCUUAGUGCAAAGAUCUCCAAGAGGACACUGGAUGGGGCCAAGGUAACACUUGAACAGCUUGAGCAAACUGACUCUGUUCUAGUGGAGAACCUGCACCCUGGCACCUCUCCGGACAUGCUCACUCUUUACUUCGAGGGGAAGCGAGGAGGGGAUCAGAAGGUGAAGGAGGUCGCCAUGCUUUCAGAGGGUACAGCGAAGGUGUCAUUUGUCAACUAUGACUCUCUGGGCCCUGUCCUCGAGCUCCAGCACAAACUGGACGGCGCUGACCUGCUCGUGAAGCCAUACUUUGACUUUCUUCAACCAACAGAAAGUGCAACAUCACAAAACUCUGCAAGUGGAAGCCAAGAUAUGACUGAGAGAAACUCAGAGGAUCUGAGUGAUAUUCAGAUGCAGACCGCUCCCCCCAUGGUGGUCACUGCCAGCAGCCCGUCCGGCUCUCAGCCGACCUCGGAGCCUCUUGCCGCCCAUGAGGCGGCAGAGGAGGCAGCAGAGGAAGUUAUGGAGAAUCAUACAGAGGAUGCAGAAACACUAUCGAGCCAUAUUCCUAUAGCUGACCCGCUAAAAUUAGCUCUGUUUCAACUUUGCCCCCUUCCACAGAACAUUGAAAAGACUGACCCAGAUAUCACCGUCCAAAUUAGGGAAGAUGGGGUGCACAUUGUAGGACCUGGCGGACAAAAGAUGGAGCAGAUAAAACAGACCGUCUCUGACUUUCUCGGCAAUAUGUCUGAAACUCAUUUCACUCUCGAGCCAGAAAAGGCCCAGUUCCUUGCGAGAAAAGAUGUAAAAGAGCGACUACAACAAACCAUGAAUCAAACUGGGUCACCCUCCAUGUACUCCGUAUCAGAUUCUAAAGUCGCGGUAACAUCGCUGUCGCAGAACUCGGCUCAGCAGGCAUGUAGCUUUUUGAAAUCUCAACUGAGUCACUUCAGCGUACCUUUGGAUGCACAAUAUGAGGGCAUGUUAUAUUGCAGAGAGUGGUCUGAGUUCCUGCAGGCUCUGGGUUUCUCCUCUGUGAAGGUGUCGGAGCGAGGAGGGAAUAUUGAUGUGUUGACUCUGAAAGGGAUGGAGAGCGAGAAGCAGACUGCCAUCCUGCAGUUUCUCAGCACACCCAUUGAGAGGGAGACAGUCAUCUCUAUGGAGCCGGGCAUGCUGAAAUACAUCCAGAUCCAUUGUCAUCAGCUACUGGCCGACAUGGACCAAGUGUCUAUUUUUCCACUAGAGGCUGAGGAUGUCUGUGGGUUAAAGAUCCACGGUCAUGCUGUCGCUUGCCAAAUGGCUGAGGAGGUGUUGCAGGGCGUCGUCUCCUCUAUCUGCACCAGAACCAUCACAGUAAACGCUCCAGGAGUGGCCCGGUUUUUAGGUGAGGCAGAGUGCAAGAGCAUCCUCAAUGAGAUGGAGUCAAAGUUUCAGGUCUACAUCAGCCCGAAGCAGGCGCCCUGGGAACCCCUGCCUCACCAGGACAUUUUUGAAACUGCAUGGAAGAUGAUGUCACACAGAAACUUUCAGAAAGUGUCUAUGGAUGCUCCUGCACAGUUAAAAUCGGAUUCAGUGCAAACUGAUAAUAAUGGAGCUGCUGACAAAGGCCUUUUAGAGGAGGCGAAGAGAAUCGUCUCAGCCAUUGAUGAAAGUCUCGAGGAGGGUGUUUCCAAUUCAGAGCAACUCAUGGAUGACAUGGAUAACAUGGACCUGUACUCAGCAGAGGAACCGACCAGCCUGACAGACCAGGACUCUGAUGUGAUCGUUUUAGAUGCUUCCCAGCUCUCAGCUGAAGGGAACGCUGCCGGCGGGUUAGCCGCGGGCCUUUCUAGCGAUCUGGAAGAAGAGGCCCAGCUGUCUUUAGCCAUCCAGUACUCGAUGGAGUCAAGCCAUUGGUCCCUGGAGGAUGAGGACGAACAGCUGAAACAAGCCCUGGAGCUGUCCAGGAAAAUGAUCCAACAUGAAGCCUCUUCUAGUGGUACUGACAAAGGCCCCCGUGGGGGUCAGCUGAACAAGGUCACUGAUGUUUCCUUACAGGAUGCCAUCAAGGCGGCCAACACCAUCCAGAUAGUUGUGUUUGCAGGUUAUAGCUGUGAUCUCAUUCGUGUGGACAUAGCCUUUGGGAAGAAGGUCAGCCAGAGACAGGUGGAGGAGAAACUCGAGCACAGGAGUGUGAGGAACAUGUCUGAGUACCACAGGAAGUGUUUGGAGAUGAUCAAGAGGAAGCAUGCGGUCGAGAUUCAAAUUCAGGGCACCAUAAUCACUGUUUCUGGAUUCAAGGACUUUGUGGCCGGAGGAAUUUGUGACGUGAAGCUGCUGAUGGAGAAAAUCAGUAAUGCUGUUUCCAACCAGGAAAUCCUGCGGACUGUCCAGUGGGUGCUGCAUGAUCCAGCCUCCUCAGACACGGCUCCAUAUUCACCUGAUGCCACAGUUUUCAUCGAGAAUGCGUGGAGGAUGAAGCUGAAAAAGGUUGAUAUAUUGCUAGACAAUCAGCCCCACAUUAUCAGUUUUGAAAAGAUGCAAGAACACAACAUAGCCUCUGGAAAAUAUAUGAAAAUCUCCAGGAAGAUGCUCGAAUUAGGGGAUUUGAAUGAAGACAUACCAGAAGAGGAAUACUCUCUGCUGUCAAACCUGCCCGAAGCAACCAAAGUCGAUGAGGAAUCUGAUGAAUUUCAGAAUGUGGUGAAGAAUUUCUACGAGACCAUCCAGGAAUACCACAGCAAGAUCAGAAUCAUACAGGUGGAAAAGCUCAUGAAUCGACUGCUGUACAAUCAGUACAAGUUAAAGAAGGCAAGUGUGCUGCAGCGAGCCACGUACCCAGAAAUCGAACGGACUCUCUACCAUGGUACGAGUGAGACGAGUGUGAAGGAGAUAUGCGUUCAUGGAUUCAACAGAAGCUUCUGUGGAAAGAAUGCCACCGUCUACGGUCAGGGGGUGUAUUUUGCUGUCAACUCUGCGCUGUCCGUUCAGGAUCAGUAUUCACCCCCAAACCUAGAUGGAUACAAGUUUAUUUUUGUGUCAAAGGUUCUAACAGGAGACUACACUAAAGGUUGCCAUUCAAUGAAGACCGCCCCGUUGAAGGAGACCGGUGAUAUUCCUCUCAGAUACGACAGCGUUACAGAUGACAUCACCAAGCCGUCGAUGUUUGUCAUCUUCAAUGAUACACAGGCUUUUCCAGAGUAUCUCAUUACAUGCCAGAGAAUCCACCGCUGAAGAAACUGAUAGCUGUCGGAUAAUAACCAUUAAUUUGUUGUUUUAAUGUUUUGCCUUGAUUAGAAAAGUGCAUUUGAUUUAUAAAGGGCUAAUGUGUUAUAAUGUACAGUUGAUAUUUUUUUCUUUGAUCAAGAUUACUUCACACUUGUACUUUACUGUUGUCUUUAUGAGUUGCUCUACUUUCAGUUCCUGAGUUUGAUUGAGAGAAACUCAGUUAAUUCAAAAAACACAUUUUAAUUAAGUAACUUAAAACAUUCUCUGUCAGCACAAUAAAGUCUUCAAAUAGGUGUGACUCAGCUGUUAUUGCAUGACAUUUUACUUGUAACAGUCAAUUUUGUAUUUGUCGGCAGUGAGCAUACACGUCAAUGUUUACUCUCCUUGCUUAAACUUGAAAGCAUUCGAAAUAUGUUGUAUUUGUGAUUUUAAAAUCAACCAUAAAUGAUCUGUUUCAUUUAGUUACUGGUCUUUCUUACAGAUAAUUGUAUUAAUGUGAAUAUUUCUUUGUCUGCUGACAGUGCUGGAAACCCUACUAUGUUAAUGUGUAACUAUUCAUUAGUUUAUGCAAAAAAGUUUUUAUUGACCUGAAUAUGACCUUAUAUAUAUUAUAUAUAUUGACUUUCAGGUUCAGUUGUAGCAACCAUACUGCAGGUUUUCUUCUGCCUAUGUGAAUAUAAUUAAGUGAACUCUGAAAAUAGAGAAAUCUAACUCUAAAUAUAGUUACAGUAACUACUUGGUGUGUUUUUAAAAAAAAAAAAAAAAAAAAUGCAGUCCCAUGUCCACUGCUCUACCAUGAAGAAAAUGUAAUUUAAAAAAUGAUCACCAUGGUAACAAAAAGAAAGAAAAUUAAGCUUCUAAUAACCAGCAUUAUUCUUCAUCACGGUGGAGCUAAUUAUGAUUUUUUCAAGUUUCAAGCUACAGUAUCAUUACCUGGCCUUGCACAUCCAUCACAUCUGCUGUGCACAAUAAAGGAAUGUGUAUUGUUAUUUUAGUAA
Messenger RNA from Seriola dumerili (greater amberjack), 4715 nucleotides. RefSeq names its product poly(ADP-ribose) polymerase family member 10 (gene parp10). Gene Ontology annotation, molecular function: nucleic acid binding; NAD+ poly-ADP-ribosyltransferase activity; transcription corepressor activity. Bases 106 to 3723 code for a protein of 1205 amino acids. The transcript has 11 exons. Gene Ontology annotation, cellular component: nucleus; cytoplasm. Lineage: Eukaryota; Metazoa; Chordata; Actinopteri; Carangiformes; Carangidae. The record is from RefSeq and is a predicted model, not a curated record. Gene Ontology annotation, biological process: negative regulation of gene expression.